AUGACCGAAAUGAAGGACAAAGUUGCGGCCUUUGUGGGGCCUGAUGAGAGCUGUGCCAGCGAGGCGCUGGUGGCAGCUGCCUGGAAUAAGGCACUUAUUUCAUAUAAGUGCAUCGAUCAAAAUCUCACCAACAAGACCGUCUACCCGACUUUUGCGCGAACACUGCCGCCGAGCUCAAAGAUAUCCAAGUCGGUCAUUUCACUGCUGAAGCACUUUCUCUGGAGCAAGGUGGUGCUCAUCGUCUCCGAGAACCCGACCAACAAGCAGAUGGAGGAGUCGCUGGUGGCGCUCGCCUCGCUGAACGACAUUCAGAUCACCUCGGCGCACUACCUGCCGGGCGUCUUUCUCAGCAAGUUCGAGAAGGACAUUGAGGAGAUCAUCGAGAAGACGUACGACAAGACCAGAGUGUACAUUCUGCUGACGGAGACCUUCGCCAUGUCGAUGUUCAUGAGCGCCAUGGAGCGCGGCCGGCGGCGGCUGCUGAGCAGUGGCCUGUACACGGUGAUCGCCGUCGAGGAGGAGAUGCCCUUCUCGGCGACCGAGGGCACCUACCUCAGCAAGCAACAUCUGACGCAGCGGACGGCCAGUCAGACGCUCGAUCUGCGCGGCCUGCUGGUCAUCGCCUCGACGCCGCCCUCCAACCUCAACUACAGCGACUUCAAGCGGGAGGUCAAUCGGCGCAGUCACAUCAAGCCAUUUCGCAUUCCCUACCAUCGGAGCAUCGCCAUCAAGGUGCCCGUCUUUGCCGGUUUCGCCUACGACUCGGUGGUGAUCCUCGCGAAGGCCUUCCACAAGGUGCUCCAGAACGGCGGAGAUGUGAACAGUGGGAAGCAGGUCAUUGAGGCGAUGAAGAAUCUUAGUUUUAAAAGCAUUCUAGGAUUCAACUUGCACAUUGACCAAAAUGGAGAGACUGAAGGCAACUACACCCUGCUGACGAUGGAGAUCAAGAAUGGCUCCAUUGAAAUGCAAAUGGUAGGCGUUUUUCAGCAGACGGAACACCAAAUACCGGUGCUCAAUUUGGCGCAAGACCUACUGUUCUACGGGAAUGGGCCGCACUACCACUACGAGUACAAGCUGACGAGGCUACUGUGGAAGGUCGAGCUGAAGGACCUCGUGGUGAUCAACACCAACUCAGAGGCUGCAUUGCAGAACAUUAGAAACACAAUCAAUAUUCCGGGCGUCAAGCGAAUCAGCGCCUUCUCCAAUGGCACCAUGAGCAAGGCCGAGCUGUCGGAGAACUCUCCCUUGAGUGAUCUGUUUGAGCAGCGGAACUUUGGCAUUGGCGUCUACAAGGGCAGUGUUGUCUUCAUCAAGCGAAUCUUCAAGAAGUCCAUUGAUUUGACGCGCAACGUUCGUAAAGAGUUGAUACAGAUGCGAGAAAUGCGCCACGAGAACAUCAACUCCUUCAUAGGGGCCAGCAUUGACGCACCGAACAUCUUUCUCCUUUCCGUGUACUGUGCUCGCGGCAGUUUAGAGGACGUUAUUAAGAAUAAAGAUCUGGAGCUGGACAACAUGUUCGUCGCCUCGCUGGUGGCUGACCUCAUUAAGGGAAUGAUUUAUCUGCACGACUCGGAAAUCGGCUCUCACGGGAACCUUAAGCCGUCGAACUGUCUGAUUGACAGCCGAUGGGUGCUGCAGAUCUCCGACUAUGGACUGCACGAGUUCAAGUCGGGCCAGGAUAUGCCGCACGAUCCCGAUGAGAUGAACCUUCUGUGGCGUGCACCGGAACUGCUGCGAAGUCCCAACUUUCAGUCAAAGGGCACCCCCAAAGGCGAUGUCUACUCUUUUGCGCUCAUUCUCUUUGAAAUCAUUUCACGGAGGAAUCCAUUUGAGGGUGUUAAUUUGCACAGCAGGGAAAUUCUGCAUCGUAUCGUCAAUCCUCAGCUUCACGGGCAGCCGUUCAGGCCAAAUGUGGAGAAGCUCAAGUGUCCGCUGUACAUGUCAAAGUGUAUUGAAGAAUGCUGGAAAGAGGAGCCCGAAGAAAGGCCUGACUUUCGCUUUAUCAACAUUCGCCUGCGAGAAAUGCAGUCUGGACUAAAUCCAAACAUUUUUGACAAUCUUUUACUCAAGUACUCUCUAAACUUGGAAUCACUCGUUCAAGAGCGAACCAAGCAGCUGUUGGAGGAGAAGAAAAAGACGGAGAAUCUGCUUCUACGAAUGCUGCCCAAAUCAGCUGCUGAACAGCUGAAACGAGGGCAGCCAGUCGAGGCGGAAUACUUUGAAUCUGUGACAAUUUAUUUCAGUGAUAUCGUCGGCUUUACUGAACUGUCAGCUAUGAGCACUCCAAUUCAGGUGGUCAAUCUGCUGAACGACCUGUACACCUGCUUUGACUCAAUCAUCGGCAACUACGACGUUUACAAGGUGGAGACAAUAGGCGACGCCUACAUGGUCGUUUCAGGACUGCCAAUUCGAAACGGCGAGAAGCACGCCGGCCAGAUCGCCUCUAUGGCCAUUCAUCUGCUGAAGGAGAUAUUCAACUUUGAAAUCGCCCACCGACCCGGGGAGUACCUGAAGUUGCGCAUUGGCAUUCACUCGGGGCCCUGUGUGGCCGGCGUGGUCGGCCUGAAGAUGCCCCGGUACUGUCUGUUUGGUGACACUGUCAACGUCGCCUCGAGGAUGGAGUCGACGGGAGAACAACACAAAAUUCACGUCAGCUACUCGUGCAAACAGAUACUGGACAAGCUGGGCGGGUACCGACUCGAGGAACGCGAAGGACUAGUCUCCAUCAAGGGCAAGGGCCAGUUCAGCACCUACUGGCUCAUCUGCGAGGACGCCAGCGUGGCCAGCACCAGCAC
Rhagoletis zephyria (snowberry fruit fly) is the source of this 2795-nucleotide messenger RNA. Lineage: Eukaryota; Metazoa; Arthropoda; Insecta; Diptera; Tephritidae. The record is from RefSeq and is a predicted model, not a curated record.